Messenger RNA from Hippocampus zosterae (dwarf seahorse), 2238 nucleotides. RefSeq names its product chromobox homolog 6b (gene cbx6b). The transcript has 5 exons. Lineage: Eukaryota; Metazoa; Chordata; Actinopteri; Syngnathiformes; Syngnathidae. The coding region runs from base 324 to 1955 and encodes 543 amino acids. The record is from RefSeq and is a predicted model, not a curated record.
CGAGGACAUGCGCGUUGCGCACAUGCACGGAGGAGGUGUAACACUAACACACUAUACUCGGAUGCUUUCCGUGGACUCCAUGAUAACUCCACCGAGGCGCUCUCAAGUCCUCGUCAUCUACGCCGGCCCAGAAAAGUAUCCCUAAUUCUUUUUCGCUCCUUUUGUUCUCGAUAUCAAAACACAAUCAAGUCGAUGCUUUCUGCUGCGUUCAAGUACUCGUUCUUUUCUGAGGGACGCGGGGGAUGUUAUGAUUAGAUUUUUUUUGAUUGUCGAUCGUCUUCGCCGCCACCCUGAAGUUCAUCGUGAUCAUUUUGGCCGCCGGCAUGGUGGCCUUCAUCGGCGCCGUUAUCUGCAUCAUCGCGGCCGUCCACACCGGAACCACCAAGGCGGCUCGACGGCAGCCGGCAGCCGACAACCGCUCGCUGUACGCGACGCAGCCCCCCGCUACCAGAGGCUCGGCGGCCAGGGCUGGAACCUUGGGUGCUCUCCACGGUUCUGAAGUGCCCGGAUCCGAGGCACCGACUUUUCACGUCGGGCUCGACGGUCUGGACGGGGUCACGGGACUGACCGGGCACGACCCAGCCGUCAGUCGCCUCAUAUGCACGCCGAUCCCCGCCGGGGAGUGCAACCCGAAAAACUUUCAGCAACAAGCGGACGACCCGUCGUUAUACGCGGGAGAAGACCGGGGCUACCUCCGCACCACCGCGGACGAGCUCCGGCAGACCGUCCUGCAGCAAAAGGAGCAAAUACAAACGGACCAGCGGACCAUCAGGGAGCUGACGAGCAAACUAUUCGAGUGCGAGAAGGGGCUCAAGGGUCGGGGUGGCGUCCCCGACAGACGCGGAGGUGCUGUGGGCAUAUGGGGAGGCAAAAGCCCGGCAGAGGGGGCGCAAGCCGAGCGGGUGAUGGUGCGGGACAGCGCCGCGUCUGCGCAUGACCACGUGCUCACGCUACGGGCAGUGGAUGAGCUGGAGCAGGCCAUCAGUCAGCUCAAAGACCGCAUAGAGAGACUGGAGGCCGACAUCAAUCUGUUUCCUCACAGCCAGACGGACAUCAACAACUCUGCAGUUGUGCAGGACGGCGGGAAAUCCUUUGGCCCAGAAAGGUGGGUUGGGCACAAAGCGGGUGCGGAAAGGCCCUGGAAGAUGGAGGACUUGGAAGUGGAGCUUGAAAGGAAGGUGGAGCUGUUGGAGAACGAGAGAAAAGCCUUGAGGCUGGAAACCGAAAGACACCGACAGGAAAUGGACCGGGGAAUCAACAAGUUACGUGACCGACUCUCAGGACUGGAGGAAGGUCAAUAUGAACAGAGAGCUAAUUACUUUCCGGAGGGCUACAGACUGUCUUUUCCAUCGCGUACAAACUACAUGUACGCGGUGGUGAAACACUCCAUCCCAAAAUUAUGGGCCUUCACCUUUUGCCUUUGGCUCCGGCCUACGGAAGGAGGCAUCGGAACACCCGUCUCUUACGCCGUUUCCGAGCAACCCAAUGAACUGGUGCUGCUCCAAGGCCUGCGCACGCCCACUGAGCUGCUCAUCAAUGACAAGGUGGCCCGGCUACCUCUGAACUUUUCUCGAGGCAACUGGCAACACAUAUGUGUGACCUGGAACCAGAAAGGAGGCGACUGGCAGGCCUACCAGGGCGGAAGGUUGAGGGGAGGUGGCCACGGCCUGGCGGCUGGUCAUGAAAUUAGACCUGGAGGAGUGCUAGUCCUUGGUCAAGAGCAGGAUUCCCUGGGUGGAGGCUUUGAUUCAACUCAAGCUUUAGUUGGAGAAUUGUCCCAGAUGGGUCUUUGGGACCGAGUCCUGUCUGCGGACCAGGUGGCCAGCUUGGCUCGGUGUGGAACGGUGACCCAGGGCAGCGUGGCUCCUUGGACUGAGCGUGCAGUGGAGGUUUAUGGUGGAGCCACCAAGUACCCUGGGGAGCCUUGUAGUAAACAUAGCCGGAGCUCCAAGUGACAGAUGGAGCGUUUGAGGAAUAGGAAGGCGGAAAAGGGGGCAGAGAGGGGGAGGUGGGGGGUGAGUUUCAGCCUUUUGAAAAACAAAAAGUUAGUAUUCCAUCUGCGCUCGUUAGCAUCGGUACUAAAAAUCUUGUUGAAACAACUCUCGGUGGCAGUGAUAUUAUGAGUGUUUAGGAAAGCAAGUAUCUUUGCAGCCAUUCCGCUCACAGGAAGUGGAAAUGAAAGAGCCGGCAAAGUUGCUCUCCACUUUCAACAAUACUUGUGUAGUCCGGGGGAUUCGG